Messenger RNA from Cajanus cajan (pigeon pea), 3404 nucleotides. It is a transcript of the gene AGO5, whose product is annotated as Argonaute family protein. Gene Ontology annotation, molecular function: RNA binding; protein binding. The record is from RefSeq and is a predicted model, not a curated record. NCBI's taxonomy places the organism in Eukaryota, Viridiplantae, Streptophyta, Magnoliopsida, Fabales, Fabaceae.
GAUGGUCUUCUCUCUUUCUUGUGAUUCCGAACGGUUACCUUCCCUGCAAUGCAAGCACUGAAUUCGUUUCCUACUUAAAGCGCCACUACUAACUUCUCUUCUCCCACGCAAACCGCAUAAUCAUUUUCAUUUCCUCUCAGUCUCACUCAUCAUCGCAACAAUGUCUCGUCGCAGCGGUGCCUCUAAGCAAUCUCAACCGUCUCCGGUGCCGUCGCAUGCCGGGAGAGGACGCGGCCGCGGACAAAAUCCUACCGUCGCCGCCGCCGCCGCCGCUCCUCCUCCUCCUCCAUCACCGAAUGCGCCAGCGGUAACCGCGCCUCCUCCGCCUCGCUCCGCCGCGGCACCUUCUCCGGUGAAUGCUCCACCGUCGACGGCUCCUGCUACUGCCGCGUCAUCGUCCACGGCGGUGGAGUCGCUGAGUUCCGUGGUGGAGAAGCAGCUGACUCUGGCGGCGCCGUCGUCGGCGAGGGCUUACCGGAUCCCUGACCGGCCGGGCUACGGCAAAGCGGGACGGAGAAUUCAAGUUCGUGCGAAUCACUUUCAAGUUCAAGUCGCUGAGCGGGAUCUUUAUCAUUAUGAUGUAUCCUUCAAACCUGAGAUCAUCUCCAAGUACGUGUGCAGGAAGGUUAUUAGUUUACUGAUUCAAAUGCACCGGGAGUCUAUGUUGGGAAAUAGCAUACCAGCGUAUGAUGGGCGAAAGAGUCUAUUUUCUGCAGGACCCUUUCCUUUCGAGUCCAAGGAUUUUAUGAUCAAGUUGGAAGACGACGAUGAAAGUGGCUCUUCCACUGCUCCUGCUAAGACAAAGCGCGUCCGUGAGUACAAAGUUACAAUCCGGUUUGCCUCCAAGACCGACGUUCAUCACCUUAACCAGUUUCUCAAGAGACGUCAGCUCGACUGUCCAUAUGAAACUAUUCAAGCUCUGGACGUUGUUCUGCGGGCAACUCCAACCGAAAUGUACAAUGUGGUGGGGAGGUUGUUUUACCACCCUUCUUUGGGGCGAACUGGUACUCUAGGCAGUGGUACAGAGUACUGGAGAGGAUAUUACCAAAGUCUCCGCCCAACCCAAAUGGGGCUGUCUCUAAAUAUUGAUGUGUCCGCGAAUGCAUAUUAUGAGCCGAUUCCUGUGAUUCAUUUCAUUAACAAGCAUUUUAAUUUUGAUAUUAGAAGGCCUUUGUCGGAUCAAGCCCGUGUUAAGAUAAGGAAAUCUUUGAAAGGAGUCAGGGUAGAAUGUAAUCAUGGUCAGAAUAUUAGACGGUAUAGAGUUGCCGGCGUCACCAAAGAAUCACUCAAAGACUUAACGUUUCUUGAUGGCAAUGGAACAAAAAAAUCUGUUGUCGAAUACUUCCACGAGCAAUACAAUAUUAUGUUUCAGUAUUUGAGUCUUCCUGCUCUGCAAGCUGGCAGUGACACUAAACCAAUUUAUUUGCCUAUGGAGGUUUGUCAUAUUGUGGCUGGGCAGAGAUACACCAAGAGAUUGAAUGAGGAGCAGGUAUCUGCUCUUUUAAAGGCAACCUGUCAACGACCUCGUGAGAGGGAGAACAAUAUCAAGCAGGUUGUGAGGCAGAGCAAUUUCAAUGCUGACCAAAUUGUGCGUCAAUUUGGAAUUCAAGUGAGGGGGGAUCCUGCAUUGAUUGAUGCUCGUGUUUUGACACCUCCAAUGCUUUUAUAUCAUCAAAGUGGCAAAGAAUCUCGUGUUGAACCCAGGAUGGGUCAGUGGAAUAUGAUCGAUAAGAAAAUGAUAAAAGGUGGUAAUGUGCAAUAUUGGACUUGCCUUAACUUGUCAAUGAAUAUCAGUGAUGACAUGGCCGGUAAAUUUUGUGAUCAACUGGCUGUGAUGUGCACAACCAAGGGAAUGCAAUUCAAUCGGACGCCUUUACUGCGUGUAACCCAUGGUCAACCUAAUCAGGUUGAGAAUGUACUUGUGAAUUUGAAUAAGCAGUGUAUGUCAAAAUUAGCCAACACAAACGGGAGACUCCAAUUGUUGAUAAUAAUUUUACCUGAUGUAAAGGGGUCUUAUGGAAAAAUAAAGCGUAUUUGUGAAACUGAACUAGGAAUAGUAUCUCAGUGUUGUCAGCCAAGACAAAUUGUAAAGUCGUCGAACAAACAAUAUCUUGAAAAUGUGGCCCUCAAGAUAAAUGUUAAGGUUGGUGGUAGUAACACAGUGCUGAAUGAUGCAAUUGCAAAGCAAAUCCCUCACGUGUCUGAUAAAGCAACAUUGAUCUUGGGUGCGGAUGUAACACAUCCACAGCCAGGGGAAGACUCUAGCCCUUCUAUUGCUGCAGUUGUGGGAUGCAUGGAUUGGCCUUUUGUUACCAAGUACAGAGGAGUUGUUUCUGCCCAGCCACAUCGGGAGGAAAUCAUUCAAGAUCUUUUUAAAUCAUAUCAUGAUCCGAAUAGGGGAGCUGUGUAUUCAGGAAUAAUCAGGGAUUUACUUAUGGCAUUUCGACGUUCAACUAACAUGAAGCCAGACAGGAUUAUAUUCUACAGAGAUGGCGUAAGCGAGGGCCAAUUUAGUCAGGUUUUGCUUCAUGAGAUGGAUGCUAUUAGAAAGGCUUGUGGUUCACUUCAGGCGGAGUAUUUCCCUCCUGUUACUUUUGUGGUUGUCCAGAAAAGACACCACACACGCUUGUUUCCUUUUGAACACGAACGUCGUGAUCAGACAGACAGAAGUGGAAAUAUAAUGCCAGGGACGGUUGUUGACACAUCCAUUUGCCACCCUCGGGAGUUUGAUUUUUACCUCAAUAGUCAUGCUGGAAUUCAAGGAACUAGUCGUCCGACUCAUUAUCACGUGUUGUAUGAUGAAAAUAAUUUCACCGCAGAUGAGUUGCAGAAUUUUACAAAUAGUUUAUGUUAUACCUACGCAAGAUGCACCCGAUCAGUUUCAAUAGUUCCUCCCGCGUACUACGCGCACUUGGCUGCAUUUCGUGCACGUUACUAUAUAGAAGGCCAAUUAUCCGACGCCGAUUCAUCAACUGAAACUGGAGGUAGAAGAGCAAACUUUCAGGUUGUAUUGCCAUCUGUCAAGGACAACGUGGCAGAUGUUAUGUUUUUCUGCUGAAUGCAUGCGGAAGCGGAAGCAGCUUUUGCUUAUCAAGAAACAUGCUUUUUUGAUGUAGAAUCCAUGGUGUUAUUCAGCAUCUGAUCCGCAUCUUUUUUUGGGCCUAUAGUCAUUUUGCUAUUUUAAUUUUGUCUUACACCAAAGUACUGUUUGCUCUUGGUCCAAAUAUUGUCCUCGUUGCUACAGCAAUUUGAUGCAACUUUUGCUGCUUGGAUUAUGGAUGUGAGUUUAAUCUGAGUAGAUAGUUCACAAAUGUGUAUCAAAUGAGAAAUGGAACUCUUCUACAUGUCUACUUAACAGUUACUAUUCUCCUAGUUACCAAUCAAUGAAAUACUUAUUAAUAGUA